This is a messenger RNA of Procambarus clarkii (red swamp crayfish), 840 nucleotides long. RefSeq names its product protein Star-like. Lineage: Eukaryota; Metazoa; Arthropoda; Malacostraca; Decapoda; Cambaridae. The record is from RefSeq and is a predicted model, not a curated record.
AUGGACCUCCGGCCGCCUGGGGACCAAGACCAAGUUCUGGCCAGGCUUCGUGGCCCGCUGGCCGCUGACGACCCUCGAGUCCUGGACAUAUUACACCACCAAUACCUGACUCCGCCAUCCACCAGGCCCUACAAUCUGUUCGGAACUUCUAAUUUCACCAUGAGCAACAUACAGAAGCUGUAUAGCAACCAGCGGGGCGGGUUUUUCGUAGAAGCCGGAGCCUAUGAUGGGGAGAGGAUAUCGAACACCCUGCACUUGGAGAAGGAGCUUGGGUGGACAGGUCUGCUGAUCGAACCCGAUAAUGAGAACUAUAAAAAGCUGUUAACGAAGCACCGCAAGGCCUGGAUCUCCCACUCCUGUUUGUCGCAGGAGAGCUACCCAAAGGAAGAGGUGCUGAUCUCCCUUGUUAGUGGUGAUCUGAUUGGCAACGAUCGUCGGUAUUCCUCAUACCUCCAAGGAGUCAAACUCAACUCCACUGUCUACGACGAUUUCCUGAAAACAUCGGAAGAAUCUUAUUCUGUGGUGCAGUGCUUCCCUCUGGCGUCCUACCUGUUGGCCCUCAAGGUGUCCACAGUGGACUUCCUCUCCCUGGACAUCCAAGGGGCGGAGAAAAGUGUCCUCAAGAAUUUUCCCUGGGACAGAAUCACCAUCCGCGCCAUGGUGGUCGAGGAAGUCCACUUCAAGGACUUCAAUCACCAGUUUGUCGACGACAUGAAGAACAGAGGGUUCGUCUUGGUCGACAAAGCGGACAUAGACUAUUUUUUUGUGAAGGGAGAUGACCCACUCAUGAAGAAAAUCAGCCCAUUUUCAACGCCCUCAAAAAUAACCUCACUACCUUGA